CAAAUCACGUGACUGAUCCAGGUCUGUCAGCUGACGCUAGACGGAACUAACGUAGUACUGCUUGUCUCAGUAAUACUCGAAUGCGAUUUAGUUUAUAUUUAUCUUUCUUGUUAUAAAUCUGUCUUCAUAUCUAAGUCAUUACCUUUGUAAACGCGUACCAUAAAAACUUCAACUAUGGCGCUUAGCGAUGCAGACGUACAGAAGCAGAUCAAACACAUGAUGGCCUUUAUUGAGCAAGAAGCCAAUGAAAAGGCAGAGGAGAUUGAUGCCAAGGCAGAGGAAGAGUUUAAUAUUGAAAAGGGACGACUGGUACAGACCCAGAGGUUGAAAAUUAUGGAGUAUUAUGAGAAGAAAGAGAAACAGAUUGACCAACAGAAAAAAAUCCAGAUGUCUAAUUUGCUGAACCAGGCCAGACUGAAGGUGCUUAAAGCCCGUGAUGAUAUGAUUAAGGAUCUUCUUAAUGAGGCACAACAACGGUUGGCCAACAUUGCCAAAGACCCAAAUCACUACAAAUCACUACUGGAGGGUCUUGUGUUACAGGGAUUUUAUCAGUUGCUGGAGCCCAAAGUUAUUAUCCGCUGUAGAAAGGCAGAUGUUGCAUUGGUGCAGGCGGCCGUCCAGAAGAACAUUCCCAUCUACAAAGGAGCUAUCAAGAGUAACAUCGAAGUGCGCAUUGAUGAGAAUAAUUUCCUGCCACCUAGCAUUUCAGGAGGUAUUGAGGUCUACAACGCUGAUGGCAAGAUCAAGGUAUCCAACACAUUGGAAAGUAGACUAGACCUUCUGGCUCAACAGAUGAUGCCUGAGAUCAGAGUAAAUCUGUUUGGCGUUAACCAAAACCGCAAGUUUUUGGAUUAAGAGACUGUGCUGUUACCAAGAUGUGUCCUUAAGAGAAUGCAGGAAUUCAGAAGACUGGCGAAGAUAUUGAAGGUCUGGUGAAAUAUACCGGGUUUCUAAAGUGGGAAAACUGUAAAUUAAAGCAGUUCUGUAAAUUAAAGGGACGGUUCAUUGAUAAAUGAAAAUUCGAUCAUUUAGUCACCCUCACGUUGUUCCAAACUGGUGGAAGGAAGAUAUUUUAAAGCAUAUUUGUUACCAAGCAAAUCUGGUGCACCAAUAACUUCUGCAGUAGAUUAAAAAAAUACUAUGGAAGUGAAUGGUGCCCCAGAUCGGUUUGGUUAUUAACAUUUUUCAAAAUAUCUACAUUUGCGUUCAAGGGUCAGUAAAUGAUGACAGAAUUUUUAUUUUUCAUUAAACUAUCCCUUUAAGUGAUUUUUGUGUUUGUGAAUUUUCUUUCUGGAGAAAAACACCAAAGACAUUUCUUUAUUAAAUGUUUAUGAUGUACUUCUGUAAUGACUUUUAAAUUUUCCUUUUCACCUGGAAAGUUGGGUAUACCUGCUAAAAGUUUAAUCCAGCCUAAGCUGGUAAACUGGUCUCGUAGCCUGGCCAAGUUUUACAGCUCAUUUGUUUUUGUGGAUUUAGAGGCAUUUUGAGGAUUGGUCUACUUGGAGCCUAGCUGACUGACCAUCCAAAAACCUAAUGGGGGGAUGCUUGGUAUAGGUGAAACCAGCUAAACACCUUAAGCUGGUUUAGACCGUUUCAAAACGGAUAUGUUCAUUAAAACGUAGUCCUGACAUUUAAUCUAGUCUGUACAAAAAGCACUCAGGAAUGUACAUUGUCUCAUGCUGCUUUUUGUGAGCUAAACUGGUUUGCCAGUGAAAAACCUCAAUCGGUAUGUCUGAAAUAUGUGGAUUUAUGCUUUAUACACCUGUAUACAUCUAAAUGCUUUUACCUGUUUCCAGUUUCUUGUGUUGCAUUAUACUACAGAAAAAUAAAUCAGAUUAUUUUAUAUUUUGAAGCA
Paramisgurnus dabryanus is the source of this 1855-nucleotide messenger RNA. The record is from RefSeq and is a predicted model, not a curated record. NCBI's taxonomy places the organism in Eukaryota, Metazoa, Chordata, Actinopteri, Cypriniformes, Cobitidae.